Rhagoletis pomonella (apple maggot) is the source of this 605-nucleotide messenger RNA. RefSeq lists its product as uncharacterized. The annotation marks the transcript as partial. The record is from RefSeq and is a predicted model, not a curated record. Lineage: Eukaryota; Metazoa; Arthropoda; Insecta; Diptera; Tephritidae. The transcript has 4 exons.
AUGUUUGAACGUGAGGACGGUCUUAAGAUUAAUGCAAAUGUGCUCGAACAGUUGCAGGAGUGGAAUUUAAUUCCUCGUGAAGGGCAAUAUUUAUGCGCUCGGGGCCAUCCGCUGAAAUUGUUGGAGUGCACUGCAUCAUCGGAUGGAUUCGUUUGGAGGUGCCGUAAAAUUUCGAAGUCUGGAAAGCAAGUGCGAACGUGUAAUCAGCAAAUUUCAUUAAGAAAAAACACAUUCUUUGAUAGGUCGAGGCUAUCGAUGGUGAAGCUCAUUGCAUUUUCUUACUUUUGGUUGAAGAAUGUGACACAAGAUUUUAUAAUUGAGGAGUUAAGUAUUACAAGACUGACCGCAGUUGAUUGGUGUAAUUUUUGCCGUGAGGUAGUGUAUGACGGCAUGGUUGUAAAGGGGCGGAAAAUUGGAGGUGUCGGGUCUAUUGUUGAGAUAGACGAAAGCAAAUUCGGACGCCGGAAGUAUCAUCGUGGACACGCUGUUGAAGGGCAAUGGCGGGAUAAGGAAACUUUAUUGGCAGUUAUAAAGAAUUGGAUUGUUCCUAACACGACCAUAGUUUCCGAUUUUUGGAAGGCGUAUGACUGCCUAAGUGAUGAAAG